This is a messenger RNA of Blastomyces gilchristii SLH14081, 3068 nucleotides long. RefSeq lists its product as uncharacterized. NCBI's taxonomy places the organism in Eukaryota, Fungi, Ascomycota, Eurotiomycetes, Onygenales, Ajellomycetaceae. Bases 986 to 1975 code for a protein of 329 amino acids. The transcript has 2 exons. The record is from RefSeq and is a predicted model, not a curated record.
ACGUAUAUCGCUGCGAAUGACGGUGUCUUCUGGAAUCGGCUCAGAAGGCACUGCUGAUUUAUUGAACAUAAGCAACACGUCGAAUGUACUAAUACCUAUAUAAAAAUUUAAUAGAUUCUUACCAAUUCUUCUCCUUUUGUGCUCUCGUCCAUGAUCUGGGUCAUCAUCCGGCGGGAUGUCGAAUACUGAUGUCCUGCGAGGGAGUGUGUUUGUCCGGUUUCCAGGUGUGCUUCUGCUGGAAGAUGGAUCUUGAGAUCUAGUAGGAGUCCGUCGAGUAAUUUGCGGGGAAGUUCGUCGUCUGUGGUCUGGAGUCGGAGUCCUACGUGAGGAGGAAGGUUGUGUACGCGGGAUGGUAGGCUCCGGCACAGCUGUAGUAGGUGGAGCGCCUGGGGGAAGUAUGUUUGGAGCACCGAACAUAGAAUCGAAACCAAAAUCGAUAUCCUUUGCUGCUCGAUUACUUGACACUCAAUAACAAAUCAGUCUUUUGCUUUAAGUUUUAUUUCUAUUGUCACGUUCAUGGGCCACGGCGCAUGCUGAGAGGUAUGACAUACCCGGCCCCGCGCUGGCGCAUCAACCGCCGCUCCUCUCGAUCUAUUCGCAAUCCACAUGUUAGCAAUUAACACCACCCAUGCAUAUACAGAGCAGGAAUGCAAUCAUACUUGAAGCCAUCCCUGUUUUGGAGCCUUCACGCUCGAUUGAUAAACGCGACUGUUCUGACGCGAUGCGAUUAAAGCAGUGUUGAUUACUAUCAUGUGACGUCGGCGGGAGCUGACCGAAAAGGGGUUGGCGCCAUUUAAACCCCAAAGAGGCAAUUCAGAACUUCCGCCCGAAAGAUGUAGAGAUAGAGCUACGAUUACAUUGAGAAAGGAACACCGGAGACAACAUAUUACCUCUCUAGUUGCCAAUUAGCUGCCAAUUAGCUUUGUUAUUCUCGCCGCACAAUUGAGGAAUAUAUAUACGGAACCCGAACAACGGCGUAUUAGUGAUGGGUUGGUUUUGGGGUAGCUCUGACGGGAGCGAUCCCACAAAGCAGCUUGACCCGUCUCUAAAAGACUUUCUCCAGCAAGAAACACCCGCAAGAUAUGACCCUGCAACCGUCCAGCCUCCAUCAUUACCCCAAUCAGAACCAUCACAAAAGCCACAAUCCUCAUCCCAACCAACACCCGCCGACGAAUCCACCCCAUCCGACAGGCCGUCUGUUCCCUCCGCCUCCCUCUUCCCCGAUGGCCGCUAUGCGCACCUUUGGAAGGGCUAUAAACCCGUCGCAGAACUAGAAAGCUCCAGCAUGUCGCCAGUAGAAAGGGUUAUUGACCAGUUCAAAAAGCGAAAGGAGGUUUUGAACAUGGCGGCGUUAGAAAAUUGCGCAGAGGAACAGAUGGAUUUGUCCCUCUGUUUCAAGUCAGGCACGGUGAAGGAACGAGCAACGAUGUGCAGCGCGAAAAACUCGAAAUUCUCAAGAUGUUAUUCAAUGCAAAUUAAAUUCCUGCAAGCCCUAGGAUAUGCCUCGUCUUUCGAAUUUGAUGCAGAUAAAGAAGAACGAAUCCAGAUGCAUGCAGAUAAGCUAUAUCAUCAAAUGCUAGACUACGAGCGGCGCGUAGAGGAAGCCAAAGCCGCGGGCCUAGAACCCCCACCCCCUCAAUCUCUCUUCAAACCAGAUUUCCAACCGUCUUCACCUUCAACUGCUCCUACAACCACAAACACUAUAACAACAGAUUCUCAGCCGACAAACUCAGACCUUGAAAUCCCAGGCGGCGAACAAGUCCCUGCGGGCGUGAAAUUCCCAAAGCCACUCAAGGACAUGACGCCACAUGAACGCGAGUUGGAGUUACAGGUGUUACACAAAAAGCGAGCGCAACAGGACAUAUACCUUGAGGAAGUCGGCCCGGUGCUACAGGCGGAGAAUCAAGCUCGUGAUAAGCGCAGAGAGAAGCUUAGUGGCUGGUUUGGUGAGACGAUUGCGAAGUACCUUGCCUAAUGGGCACUCGGAACUAAAAAUUUAAUAUUGGUGUAUGUAUUGUAUAUAUGAUGCUGGCGGUUACCUCUUCAGGUUAUACCGCUUCCAGAUGAUUAAAUUUCGCAUCCUGCAUCCGGAGUGUUGGAAUUGGAGGGUAUCCUCGACUUGCCCCGCCGAAAAGAAAGGGCACAGGACAUGGCUGCUUAUUUUUUUGUUAUUUUUACUUCCCUCCUUGCCGCCACUGGUUGAUCUAAAAAGUUCCCCCCGUCAUGCAUCCUCCGGCGUACGAUUUCAAGCAAUGAUGAUUUCCGAAGGCUGAACCUGACGGUUGGUCCUCAGACUGUAUGAUUAUAUUGUAUGAAAAUAUUAUCAAGAUGGCGACACAAAAGCCAUUUCUGUCAUUUCUAUUCUAAGCCUCUUUGGCAAAAUACAAAAUCUUUAAAUUACGCCAGAAGCACCUGGGUUAAAAACCCAAAAAUUCUCCGGGCCCCUUAGGCGAAGGCAGCGCGCAGGCCUAGUACUUUCCUUAACACUCCACCGGUCAUGGGAUUUACAAAUGGAAAUGGCCCAUGGCUCUGGUUAUAGCUCCGUGUGGUUGAUGGGUUCGUCAUGCCGCAUGCGUGGGCCGGUUGAUAACCUCACAGUAGCACAAUAAAAUGGUGUCUCCCGGAGACGGAUAUAUCAGGUAGUGCAGGCGACGGCCUAGAAGUCACCCAUUAUUUGGCUGCCAGUCACAUAUAGUUAUAACAAAUUGGUUGAUGGGUGUUCUUCCCCCGCAAGUUAUAUGGGAACCAAUGGCGAAAGUAUUAGGUUUGGGGAAUAUGGCUCGAAUUGCCCAAAGCGGGAUUGUGUUUUUCGCUUUUGGGGCGAAACCACACCAGAUUUGAGAGUAGGCAGGUCAGAAAAGCAUAAAUGUGAUAUUGUUAUACAUACGGAGUAGUUACUCCGUAGUAGAUUGGUGGCUCCCACGGUCCACGACUUGAAAGAAGAAUAGGCUUUUGGAGCUGGCGAAUUGGACCAGGCCAAUUAAUUGGUAUCCUCUUUGACUAGUUGGCUGAGAACUUGCAAGUGAGCCGCCGCAUGUUUUCAAUCAAUGACUUUCAGCACAAGGCUG